This is a messenger RNA of Hyaloscypha bicolor E, 1402 nucleotides long. RefSeq lists its product as uncharacterized. The record is from RefSeq and is a predicted model, not a curated record. Bases 353 to 1144 code for a protein of 263 amino acids. Lineage: Eukaryota; Fungi; Ascomycota; Leotiomycetes; Helotiales; Hyaloscyphaceae. The transcript is spliced from 2 exons.
CACAGGCACAGGCACAAUAGGGAUGGUUAUGGUAAGGGCGUUGCGGUACGUACUGUCACUCAAACAACGAUUUCGGCCCGACGCGGCCACACGCAAACGGGAAGAGGAGCCGACCCCCGACUUCGCUGCUGCGAGGUGAAUGACUAGCAGGCAAAAACGCAACACAACACAACACAACACAACACAAUCAAAUACUUCGCGCACCCCGCCUCACGUCCAAAUCUCCCCACAUCAGGCCUCCUCCCUAGUCUCCCCGAAUUGGAUCUGAUACCUCCUCUACCUGCUCUGCCUCCUCAGCUUCAACCUCAACCACUCCUCUGAAUUCGGCGCCAGUCGACUCCCCUUGUCCAACAUGGAGAGUGCAACCUACGAGAAGACACCCUUGAAUGCUGUCAAUCGAGUGCGAAACCGGGCGUUCUACGAUCGUGCAUUGAUCCAUGGCAUUGUCGAUGCAACACCGAUCCUCCACGUCGCCUUCAACCCGGCCGAGCCUGAAGAUGAUCCCUUCCCCAUUGUCCUGCCCAUGCUGGGCUGUACGGCUUCCUUCCCAGGUGGAAAGUCAUCCGCAGACGAGACCACCGAUCCCGAUAUCUACAUCCAUGGUUACGUUUCCGCGCGUCUCAUGAAGCUGCCGAAGUCUGAUGAGCACGCCGCUCGUGGACUUCCCGUCACCAUUUCGGCUUCGAUCUUGGAUGGGCUCGUCCUGUCGCUCACCCCAUUCCACAACAGCUGCAACUACCGCUCCGCUGUCGUGUUCGGAUAUGCCACCGUCGUCACCGACGCGGCGGAGAAGAUGUGGGCAAUGGAGACCAUUACGGAGAACAUUAUCCGCGGACGGUGGGAGAACUCUCGAGUUCCACCUACCCAGACCGAGAUGACCAGCACGUCCAUCCUCCGCGUCCGCAUUCACUCCGCUAGUUCGAAGGUUCGGACCGGCGAGCCGAUUGAGGAUCGGAAGGACUUGAAGGACGAUGCCCUGACAGCUAAGGUCUGGACUGGCGUCGUGCCUUCGUGGCUGCAGUGGGGCGAGCCUGUUCCGACACAAGCGAACAAGGUCCCCAAGGCUCCGGAGUACUUGAACCAAUGGGUGAGUGAGGAGAAUUCGAAUGGAAAAGAAAAGGCUGUUGCAGCUGCAACCUCAUAGAAUGGCAUAGAAAUGAUGAACUGGCUCCAUGGCAUGAAAUUAUAGCAGCUGGCGAGGAAAAAGCAAAUACAGGAGUCUUAAGAGUACUGCUCGUUUCAAAGAGCCACUGACGGUGUUCUUGAGUUCCCAACUUGCUUAUUGAAGUGAGGCUUUUCACAGAGGAAAUGAGAGAGCGAUCAGCUGGUUUGUGCAUGUGCAGAUAGUUUGGCAUGUUGGCAAGCGCUAUUUCUCAAGGCAACCUCUUGAUAAGAACCAUGC